CUAAAGUUCUGACUGUUUACUUUUGCUGCCUCCAGUUUGCAGGCGCGCGUCCAGGCCCUGGAGAACCUCGUCAGGACCUUCGCGACCAUCGUAAGUGCGUGUAUGGCAGCAGGGCAAGUGCGCGGACGGUAUUGAUUUCUCGUGCGGGUCGCCCUUCACCAGCACGUUUACAAGGGAUACCAAGACACGACCCACGAAAAGCGCCGACACCUGCUGGACUCGUCCGCCGGCAUCAUGCUCAUCGCCCAACCGCGACCCUUACACUUGUGUAACGCCACCAUCUUAACGACCUUCGCCCUCGGCAUCCUCAUCGCAGGCGUACGUAAAUGGCGUCAAAAGCGAUCUGGAGGCCAAGAUAACAGACUACCGCGCCACCACUCAGGUGCGUCGUGUUUCGUCGAACCCCCCCUUACUUUGCCUCCUGCCACUCCCCCCCGCCCGGGAGUCGUUGUGUGCGAGCACGCACAUUUUCCCGUACGAGUCACUGCCGGGAUAUAGCUAGGUAGCUUCGCUCAUGCAAUGCACCGCCAUCAGUCAUAUGUUGCAUGCUUCUGGUUAAUCGUAAUUGUUAAUGACUAAUGAGGUCUAUGUUCCAACACAACUGCAGGCCGCCGCCACCGCUGCCGCCAACUCUGCAACUGCCGCGGGCCAGUCUGCAACUGCCGCCGGCCAGUCUGCAACUGCAGCCAGCACUUCCAAAACCGCUGCGCAGACCGCCGCGACCGCUGCCGCCGCCUCCGCCACCACUGCCGGCCAGGCCGCCACCGCCGCCGGCAACUCAGCUACUGCUGCCGCCGCCUCCGCCACUACUGCCGGCCAGGCUGCCACCGCCGCCGGCAACUCCGCGUCCACUGCCCAGACCGCCGCCACCGCCGCCGGCGCCUCCGCCACUACUGCCGGCCAGGCUGCCACCGCCGCGGGCGCCUCCGCCACUACUGCCGGCCAGGCGGCCACCGCAGCUGGCAACUCUGCAACCGCUGCCCAGACCUCUGCUACUGCAGCCUCAAACUCUGCUAGCACGGCUUCCGCCGCUGCCGCCGCCGCUACUGCUGCGGCCCAGAGUGCCGAUGAAGACAAGACCGAAGCUGACGUUGACGCAAGCGCAGCUGCCGGAUCGGCGACCAGUGCAGCAAACUCCGCCACCACCGCCUCCACUGCCGCUACCGCCGCCGGCAACUCCGCCACUACUGCUGGCCAGGCUGCCACCGCCGCUGACGCCUCCGCCACCACUGCCGGCCAGGCUGCCACCGCCGCCGGCAACUCGGCUACUGCUGCCGCUGGCUCCGCCACCACUGCCGGCCAGGCCGCCACCGCCGCCGGCAACUCCGCCACCACUGCCCAGACCGCCGCCACCGCCGCCGGCAACUCCGCCACCACUGCCGGACAGGCCGCCACCGCCGCCGGCAACUCAGCUACUGCUGCAGCUGGCUCCGCCACCACUGCCGGCCAGGCCGCCACCGCCGCCGGCAACUCCGCCACCACUGCCCAGACCGCCGCCACUGCUGCCGGCAACUCCGCCACCACUGCCGGCCAGGCCGCCACCGCCGCCGGCAACUCGGCUACUGCUGCUGACGCCUCCGCCACCACUGCCGGCCAGGCCGCCACCGCCGCCGGCAACUCCGCCACCACUGCCGGCCAGGCCGCCACCGCCGCCGGCAACUCCGCCACCACUGCCCAGACCGCCGCCACCGCCGCCGAUGCCUCCGCCACCACUGCCGGCCAGGCCGCCACCGCCGCCGGCAACUCCGCCACCUCUGCCCAGACCGCCGCCACCGCCGCCGACGCCUCCGCCACCACUGCCGGCCAGGCCGCCACCGCCGCCGGCAACUCGGCUACUGCUGCAGCUGGCUCCGCCACCACUGCCGGCCAGGCCGCCACCGCCGCCGGCAACUCCGCCACCACUGCCCAGACCGCCGCCACCGCCGCCGACGCCUCCGCCACCACUGCCGGCCAGGCCGCCACCGCCGCCGGCAACUCCGCCACCACUGCCCAGACCGCCGCCACCGCCGCCGACGCCUCCGCCACCACUGCCGGCCAGGCCGCCACCGCCGCCGGCAACUCAGCUACUGCUGCCGCUGGCUCCGCCACCACUGCCGGCCAGGCUGCCACCGCCGCCGGCAACUCCGCCACCACUGCCGCCACCGCCGCCGGCAACUCGGCUACUGCUGCCGGCAACUCCGCCACCACUGCCGGCCAGGCCGCCACCGCCGCCGGCAACUCCGCCACCACUGCCCAGACCGCCGCCACUGCCGCCGGCAACUCCGCCACCACUGCCCAGACCGCCGCCACCGCCGCCGACGCCUCCGCCACCACUGCCGGCCAGGCCGCCACCGCCGCCGGAAACUCGGCUACUGCUGCAGCUGGCUCCGCCACCACUGCCGGCCAGGCUGCCACCGCCGCCGGCAACUCGGCUACUGCUGCAGCUGGCUCUGCCACCACUGCCGGCCAGGCCGCCACCGCCGCCGGCAACUCCGCCACCACUGCCCAGACCGCCGCCACCGCCGCCGACGCCUCCGCCACCACUGCCGGCCAGGCCGCCACCGCCGCCGGCAACUCGGCUACGGCUGCAGCUGGCUCCGCCACCACUGCCGGCCAGGCCGCCACCGCCGCCGGCAACUCCGCCACCACUGCCCAGACCGCCGCCACCGCCGCCGACGCCUCCGCCACCACUGCCGGCCAGGCCGCCACCGCCGCCGGCAACUCGGCUACUGCUGCCGCUGGCUCCGCCACCACUGCCGGCCAGGCCGCCACCGCCGCCGGCAACUCAGCUACUGCUGCAGCUGGCUCCGCCACCACUGCCGGCCAGGCCGCCACCGCCGCCGGCAACUCCGCCACCUCUGCCCAGACCGCCGCCACCGCCGCCGACGCCUCCGCCACCACUGCCGGCCAGGCCGCCACCGCCGCCGGCAACUCGGCUACUGCUGCAGCUGGCUCCGCCACCACUGCCGGCCAGGCCGCCACCGCCGCCGGCAACUCAGCUACUGCUGCAGCUGGCUCCGCCACCACUGCCGGCCAGGCCGCCACCGCCGCCGGCAACUCCGCCACCACUGCCCAGACCGCCGCCACCGCCGCCGACGCCUCCGCCACCACUGCCGGCCAGGCCGCCACCGCCGCCGGCAACUCGGCUACUGCUGCAGCUGGCUCCGCCACCACUGCCGGCCAGGCCGCCACCGCCGCCGGCAACUCAGCCACCACUGCCCAGACCGCCGCCACUGCUGCCGGCAACUCCGCCACCACUGCCGGCCAGGCCGCCACCGCCGCCGGCAACUCGGCUUCUUCUGCGCAGGCUGCGGCAUCCAGCGCUGGCUCGUCUGCGGACGCUGCGGCUGCCGCUGCUGACGCCUCCUCGGCAUCAGCUGGUGCCGCCGCUGCAUCCGCUGCCGCUGUCGCGGCUUCGGCCACGGCUGCCUCUUCGUCCGCCAGGGCUGCGCAGACGUCCGCCACUGCGGCUAGUAACUCUGCCAACAACGCUGCUGCUUCUGCCAACAAUGCCCAGCAGGCUGCACAGCAGGUGCUCAGCGGCUAAGCCCAUACCUAAGUGUUCCGAUGUGAUGAACGAGCCCUCAAGAAUAGCA
Molecule: messenger RNA, 3575 nt
Organism: Chlamydomonas reinhardtii
Lineage: Eukaryota; Viridiplantae; Chlorophyta; Chlorophyceae; Chlamydomonadales; Chlamydomonadaceae
Exons: 3
Coding region: 572-3526 (984 amino acids)
Source: RefSeq, a predicted model, not a curated record